Solea senegalensis (Senegalese sole) is the source of this 1003-nucleotide messenger RNA. RefSeq lists its product as uncharacterized. The transcript has 2 exons. Bases 50 to 1003 code for a protein of 317 amino acids. Lineage: Eukaryota; Metazoa; Chordata; Actinopteri; Pleuronectiformes; Soleidae. The record is from RefSeq and is a predicted model, not a curated record.
AACAACAACAACAACAACAACAGCAACAGCAACACAACAAAAGGAAGAGAUGUUUCCUAAACCUGGGGCUCCUCAGCGAGAAGAAAUGUCGAGCAUCCAGGUUAAAAAUACCGCGCUGCAUUUGAACGGUCAAAAUGUGCGGCUGGCAGCUAAAAAUGACCGCGUUCCAAAAACACCUGGCCUCUGUCUGUCAGCCGUGGGUCGGCUCGCGGCCUCGCCGCCGACCCAGGAGGCCACGGCACAGUUGGACUUGUCAAUGCUCAAGUCGCCAAGGCCAGAUGUAGCAAGAGAGGCUGAGAAUCAGCACGUGAGAGGACGCCCUGUGAAGCUCGCCCCUCUGGAGCUGCCCGAGGAGGUGAGGGAGGCUCAGAGGCAGAAACUCAAAUGUGUCCAACAAGAAGCUAAAACUGCUUCUCAUAAGAAGGAAGUGACUCCAAAUGAGCCUCGGUCAAGGGCGGUGAAGUCCUGUGUGAGGCAGAGACCUGUGAAGGCUGCUGUGUGCCCUCCUGCCUCCCCUACAAUCCUCAAAGCCCGGCAGCAGCACAGAUCCCUGAGGCCCCAGCCGACACGCUCCGGCCCCACAGAGCAGGAAGGACACAGGCAUCUGGACGCUGUGGUGUGUCAAGGUACUCCUGCCCCUCUGCGCAGCAAACCUGCCCCUCCUUCAUCGCCCCUUCUUAAACCUCGAGCCACACGUGACGGAGAGGCGACACGCCCGAACCCCAGCAGCCUCCAGCAGGAGACAGGCGGGAGGCCACCAAGGCUGAGGAGGGCGCAGUGCCUGAAAGAGGAUCACUGCAAUUCAAACAUGUCAACACGGGGAUUAUCUGCAGAUGAUGGCAAGCUGGCCCAAGGUGUCCAAGGCACAGGGCAGCAGACGGAGGGGGCUUUGAGAGGGCAACCGAGUUGUCCAAACGGUGUGCCAAAUAAAUCCCAAAAUGAUAAAAGCCUAUGGAUGUAUAAAAAGGUAUAUGUAUAUGUAUAUGCGGCCAAAAGUAUAUAG